AUGGCUAAAGGUACCAAGCGUUCUGCUGCUGUUGCAGGCACCAAGCUGCCCAAAAAGGCCAAAACCGUUGCCCAACCUCCUUCUGAGAGUGAGAAUGAGUCGGAGCAUGAGGCCACCAUUUAUGAAUCUGCUUCAGAGGGCCUUGAUUCCAGCGACAUUUCAGACUCUUCUGAAGAUGAGUUGGACAAACUCGACGACGACGAGGAUGAACUUGAUGACUUGGAUGGAGACGAUUCGUCUGAAAAAGACAACGCUAAUGACGCUGAAAGUGACGACGACAACGACAACGAUGAAGAUGACAGUGAAGGAAAGGUGGCUGACCCAAACAAGAAGUCUUCUGCUGAGCAACAUGCUGAACAGAGAAAGUUACUUGCUGAGAGAAAGUUGAAGAGAAAGUCUGGUGUGGAGGUUGAGAGAAUUAAGUCGUUGUGGGAGAAGUUGAGAGUCAAGAAGCCAACCCCUCCAAAACAGGUUCGUGACAAGUUGUGUGACGAGAUCUGGGAAUUGUCCAAGGACGUCAUAGAUGACUUGGUGAUGAAGCACGAUUCUUCUCGUGUGGUGCAGACCUUGGUCAAGUACGCCUCCGCUGACAGAAGAGAUGCCAUCGUCAACGACUUGAAGGGUAACUACUACAAGUUAGCCACCUCUUCCUACGGUAAGUUCUUGUUGGUCAAGCUCUUGCAUUAUGGUUCCAAAGAGUCGCGUGAGGUGAUCAUCAAUGAGCUCCACGGUAAGUUGCGUAAGCUCAUGAGACACAAAGAGGGUGCUUACGUGGUGGAGGACUUGUUUGUGUUGUACUCUACAGCAGCCCAGAAGCAGCAGAUGCUUCGAGAGUUCUGGGGUGCUGAAUAUGCUGUUUUCAAGGACUCCGGAAAGGGUAAGACCAUCAACGAGGUGGUUGACGAGUCUGCCGAGAAGAGACAAUUGAUCAUGGCCAACUUAGCUGGAACCAUCACCGCUUCCGUCAACAAGGGAUCCACAGGUUUCCAGAUCUUACACGCUGCCAUGAAGGAGUACGUCUCUGUUUUGACCGCUGAUGUGGAGAAGAACGAGUCCGCAAUCAGAGAAUUCAUUGAGUUGUUGGCCGAACAGUUCGCUGAACUCGUCCACACUCAAGAGGGUUCUGAGGUUGCAUCCACUCUCAUUGCUUUGGCUAACGCCAAAGAAAGAAAGGUCAUCAUUAGAUCUUUGAAGACACACGGUAAGGAGUUGAUCAAGAACGAGUACGGUAACUCAGUCUUGAUCACUUUAUACAUGACUGUUGAUGAUACCGUCUUGGUGCACAAGAACUUUAGUGCUGAAUUGUUCACCACCGAACUCGUUCCAGAACUCAUUCAAGGCAAAUUCUCCAGAAGACCACUUUUGUACUUGCUCAAUGGCUUGGAUCCAAAGUUUUUCCCACCCACCACCAGAGACCAAUUUGCCAAAUACGAGGCUUUGGCCUACGCUAAGACCACCAAGAAGCCUCAGGACCAGAGAAGAGAGGAGUUGCAAAGUAGAGCCUUGCCAUUGCUUUACAAGGCUAUUUUGGAAACCACAAAACCAGACAGUGCCACUGCAUUCACCUCUCUCAUUUCCGUGAACCUUGCAGCCCAGUUCAUCACUGAGUUGAUUCUUACAAAGACUGAUGUGGAAGAGGUCAACCAAGAGUUGAGACCACAAUUGGUUGAUGCCAUUUUCGAACUCACUUUUAACGGCGACAUCUUGGAGGAUCACCAUUUGCUCAACAAAACACCAUUCUUCUCGAGAUCCUUGAAGGCAUUGAUCCAAGGUGGAGACUUCAAGUGGGAUAACGAAGCUAAGAAGGUCGUCGCUGCAGACGACACUCACAUUCCAUCCGUGGGUACUGACUUUGCCCAGAGAAGUGCAGAUGCAUUGUUGGAUGAGAGGGCCAUUAAUGACUGGGUUGUUGGCCAAGGUGCAUUCGUUGUUCUCGCUGUGUACGAAGUUUUGGCCCUUCUGGAUAAGUCUAAGGCCAAGGACAUCACCAAGGCAUUGAAGAGCAUCAAGAAGGAUUUGGCCAAGGAUAAGGACAACAAGGGUGCACAGUUGUUGGUCAAGCUUUUAUAG
Molecule: messenger RNA, 2070 nt
Organism: Sungouiella intermedia
Lineage: Eukaryota; Fungi; Ascomycota; Pichiomycetes; Serinales; Metschnikowiaceae
Source: the annotation of a GenBank genome assembly